This is a messenger RNA of Cornus florida, 3304 nucleotides long. Its product is annotated as formin-like protein 1. The record is from RefSeq and is a predicted model, not a curated record. Lineage: Eukaryota; Viridiplantae; Streptophyta; Magnoliopsida; Cornales; Cornaceae. The transcript is spliced from 4 exons. Gene Ontology annotation, biological process: actin nucleation; actin cytoskeleton organization. Gene Ontology annotation, molecular function: actin filament binding. The coding region runs from base 274 to 3012 and encodes 912 amino acids.
CUUUUGCACACCACCACUUUCUUCAUCCCCUCUCUCUCUCUCUCUCUCUCUCUCUCUCUCUCACAGACACAUUCUCUGAUUCUGUGGGAGUGUGUAUUCCAUCUCUCUCUCCCCCCCCCUCCCUCCCUCCCUCCCUCCCUCACUCUCUCUCUCUCUCUCUCUCUCUCUCUCUCUCUCUCUCUCAGGGUAUAGACUCAACAGUCCCCACAAAGCAACCCAACACUACAUUCUACUUACGCACAGACUCUCUUUUCUCUCUCUAAAUCCACAACAAUGCACACACACUUCCCCAUCUAUCUAAGCUUCCUCCUCUUCCUCCUAUCCUGCGCACCCCAAUCCUCAACCUCCACCACCACCGCCACCGCCCACAACCGCCGGAUCCUCCACGAACCCUUUUUCCCAGUGGACUCCGUCCCCCCAUCUCAGCCACCGUCUCCUCAACCCACAACCCCCAAAGUGCCAUUUUCCACUUCUACCCCCAACCAGCAGCCCUUUUUCCCAUCCUACCCUUCCCCUCCUCCGCCUCCUGCGUCUCCCUCCUCCUACGCUUCCUUCCCCGCCAACAUCUCCUCCCUCAACCUCCCCCACACUUCCAGAUCCAAACACAACUCCAAACUCGUCGCCGUCGCCGUCGCCCUAGUCGUCUCCGCCGCUGUCGUCGCCGCCCUUGCCAUAUUUCUGACCAUCCGAAGACGGAGAAAAAGGAGCUUCAAUAAUGACAAGACUGACAGAUCCGAUAAUGGUAACAGAUUGGUGAAUGUUGCUGCUAAUGGGAAUCACAAGCAGCAAAGAUCGCGUCCCCCUAGCUCUGAGUUUCUUUAUCUUGGUACACUUGUUAAUUCUCGUAGUGGAAUCGACGCUCAUGUUGCUCACAAUAAUAGUGGCGGCGGCGACGUGGUUUUGAGAAAAUUGGACUCGCCGGAGCUCCACCCUCUUCCGCCUCUAAGCAGGCAACAUAAUUACGGAAAUGCUGAUGUGGGUUCUGGUGGGGACGAGGAAGAUGAGGAGUUUUACUCUCCCAGAGGGUCUCCGACCGGUCACGAGAGCUCCAUCGGCACCGGAUCGGCCUCGAGGAGAGUGUUUGCGAACGUAGCAGUGGAGAAUUUUGACAGGAGAAGCUGUGGAUUAAGUUCUUCUUCUUCUUAUUCGUCUUCGAGUUCGGGUUCACCCACUCGAUCAAUCUCUAUAAGCAUUUCUCCACCGGUCAGUUUGAGUCCAAUAAGCUCGAGACCGAAGUCGCCGGAAUUGGUCGCAGUUCAGGCUGUUCCGCCUCCUCCACGGCCUCCUCCGCCACCACCGGUUAUGAUCCAAUUGGCUGAUAAGAGGAAUUCAGCUUCUACUUCGCCGUCUUCCUCAUCAUCGGAAGGAUCUUUGGAGGAAAGACUAGACUCAUCACCGAGAAAAUCAAAUGUUUCGGAUCAAAAUGUGGAGUCUCCGGCGAGAAUUGGGAGCACUAUUCAGCGGCCUGUGGCUGUUUCUGUUCCAACACCACCGCCAAUGCCACCACCACGACACUGGGAAAGUCCGGUGUCGACUCCCUCAAUUCGUCAGACAGUUCUGAAACCACCUGUUUUGAUAACACCUUCAAGGCCUGUUGCAAUUCAAAGUCCAACUUUGAUUUCUCCUAUGGAAUUGCCACUGAGUUCAGAAGCUGAGAAAAAUAAGCAGACUCCAAAACCGAAGUUGAAACCUUUGCAUUGGGACAAAGUAAGAGCAAGUUCUGAUCGUGAAAUGGUGUGGGAUCAGCUAAAAUCGAGCUCCUUCAAAUUAAAUGAGGAGAUGAUUGAAUCAUUGUUUGUUGUUAAUACCCCAAACUCGAAUCCAAAGGAACCGGCUCGACGUGCAGUUCUUCCCUCACCAAACCAAGAGAAUAGGGUGCUUGAUCCAAAGAAGUCGCAGAACAUUGCAAUUUCACUAAGGGCACUGAAUGUGACCGUUGAAGAAGUUUGUGAUGCCCUUCUAGAAGGCAAUGUUGAUACGCUUGGAACUGAGCUGCUUGAAUGUUUGUUGAAGAUGGUUCCAACUAAAGAGGAAGAACGGAAACUGAAAGAGUACAAAGAUGAUUCACCAGUCAAACUUGGACCUGCUGAGAGAUUUCUGAAGGCAGUGCUUGAAGUACCUUUUGCAUUUAAAAGGGUGGAUGCAAUGCUUUACAUAGCUAAUUUUGAUUCAGAGGUUGAGUACCUCAAAAAAUCUUUUGAAACUCUAGAGACAGCCUGUGAGGAACUAAGGAACAGCAGGAUGUUUUUGAAGCUUCUAGAAGCUGUACUGAAGACUGGGAACCGGAUGAAUGUUGGAACAAACCGAGGUGAUGCCCAUGCCUUCAAGCUUGAUACGCUUCUCAAGCUUGUUGACGUCAAGGGUGCGGAUGGGAAAACCACUCUGUUGCAUUUUGUCGUUCAGGAAAUAAUUAGAAGCGAAGGUGCUCGUCUUUCUGCUGCCAAUCAAAGUACAACAUCCACCUUAAAUGAUGAGAAGUGUAGGAAGCUAGGUCUACAAGUAGUAUCUGGUAUCAGUUUGGAGCUCACAAAUGUGAAGAAAUCUGCUGCCAUGGAUUCAGAUGUGCUUAACAGCGAUGUCUUGAAGCUUUCUAAAGGAAUUGCGAACAUAGCAGAGGUUGUACGGUUAAUCGAAGUGACAGGGUUAGAGGAAAGCAGCCGGAUAUUUUCUGACUCAAUGAACAAGUUUGUGAAAAUGGCUGAGGAGGAGAUUAUAAGGAUUCAAGCCCAAGAGAGUGUAGCGCUCUCUCUAGUGAAGGAAAUAACAGAGUACUUCCAUGGAAACUCAGCCAAAGAAGAAGCUCACCCAUUUAGAAUCUUCAUGGUGGUAAGGGACUUUCUAACAGUUCUCGACCGGGUCUGCAAGGAAGUUGGGAUGAUCAACGAGCGAACAAUAGUAAGUUCUGCCCAUAAAUUUCCGGUUCCAGUGAACCCGACACUGCCACCGGCUUUUAGUGGACUCCCUGGAAGGCGGCAAUACAGUUCCUCCGAUGACGAGAGUUCAUCUCCUUAAAGCUUCUGGUUCAUAUCAGUAUACCAUUUUUCCCUUUUGCCAAACUUAAUGUUAUCCACAGCUUGGCUGGACCAAAAACUUUGUAGCAGAGGCCUGCCUGUCACUAGAUAUAUGUAUUUUUAUUCUUUUUUGUAUUUAUAUAUAUAGAUCCAUGUAAAAGAUUUUGGAAAUUGUACGAGAAAGGAGAUUUUCUUAGGAGGGAGGGAGCAAGGCAGUCCCACCUGGAUGGUUUAAUCCAUCUGGGUAAAAAUGUAAAAAAUCAUGAAUCAAAGAAAGCUGUUCAUUUUAAGAA